UAUUUUUAACCUUACGAUUAAUGAAUAUAUACAAAACAUAAACGCGGUACCAAUUGUAUGUUGUAGUAAUCCAAUGCUUUAAUAUGCUUAAAAAAUUUUUCUCGGUAACCAUUACUGAUAAAUGGCAAGAAAAAUGAUAGUGUUCUUCAAAUAUGUUUUGCAAAUAUUAUAUGUUCGGUGCUCCAACAAGCCGGUUCGUUUUGUUGGUUCAAUAGUGAUAGUGUCACAAAUUCCUGGGAUAAGCUUUUAGACUGAAAGAAUCCCAAUAAAUAAAUGAAAAGUUGAGGACUUCUGUCACAAAAAAUCUUCCCUAACAAAACACAGCAUCACAGUCUCCAGGGAUGAAAUGGAAUUUAAUAUCGAAGACUUUGUACUAGGCAGCAGUUGACACGAGAACGAAUACAUUAAUUCCGACAAAUUUUAAAGUCUCUAGUGUAUUAAACCACAUGUUAUAUAUGGCGACACUAUUAUAAACACUACUAAUUACAUCUAGCAUUACAGAUUAUAAUGUCGACGAAUAUUUUAGUCCGUUAAAGCCUGUCAAUAUACAAACAGCGAGCGAGCCAUGUCGCCGGACCAAAUGGAAAAUCACCUGGAAGAUAAUAUACUCGAGCCGGGCUCGGAAUUGUUUUCGUUCUUCGAUUUUCUACCUUUGGAAGAAAUCAAAAAUAGUGAUAGUGAUAACAGUGAUACGGACCGAAGAGACUGCUCAGUGCUGAACAGUGACGACAAGUUCCUGGACAGCAUUCUGAAGGGGUUCCUCGAAUCGCCCGAAAACAAAGACUUGCAAUACUCGCAACUGGUACAAGAACUGUGUAGUGAUAACAGUGUUUUACAACUCAAUAGUGAGAACAAUGUGAUGGACAGCAACUCAUCAAAUGCAACUUCAGUACUUGGUGUGGACUUAGACAUUUACUCAGACAACAAUGUAAUAGUGGACAAUUUCCUGACCCACGACCUAGACAGCUUCUUCAACAACAACGAACCAGAACUGGACUUGGACUUGUCGACGCGAGUCAACGACUUCUACCUCAACACGCAGCAGGACAACUUGCUGACGUUCGAUCAGCAGGACAUCAUCAGCAAGUUCCCCCACAUGUACGACGAAAGGAACCGCCGAAGGCGCUCCCUCCUGUACGAAAGCCCCUACGACCCGAACAAAAUCAAAGAAAACAAGACUAUUUUCGACGAAAAGAGUGGCAGAAAACACGACGCUCUAUUGUCCCACGACUACACCCACAAGAAGUCUGAAGAGGAAAAGUAUUUCCCCUGCCCAAUGGCCAACUGCAACAAGAUCUACGCCAAGUCGUCGCAUCUGAAGGCGCACCUGAGGAGGCACAGCGGGGAAAAGCCGUUCAUCUGCAACUGGCAAAAUUGUACGUGGAAGUUCUCCAGGUCGGACGAGCUGGCGCGACACAAGAGAUCGCAUUCUGGCAUCAAGCCGUACAAGUGCGAGAUGUGCGAAAAGGCCUUCGCCAGAUCGGAUCAUUUGUCCAAGCACAAGAAGGUGCACAAGAAGAAGAUGGCUCUGACUGGGUGUUACAACAGUAAGAAGCGCGGACGGUACAAUUAAUCGUUCUCAGGUUUACUCAUAUGUAUCGUUAUUUUAUUUGUAUUUGUAUGAAAAUAUAUUAUAUUCAGAAAUGGUGUUUCGUUAUAGGCAACCCUUCUAACAGCAUAAGCAGUAU
Messenger RNA from Aethina tumida (small hive beetle), 1688 nucleotides. Its product is annotated as zinc finger protein 846. NCBI's taxonomy places the organism in Eukaryota, Metazoa, Arthropoda, Insecta, Coleoptera, Nitidulidae. The transcript is spliced from 3 exons. Bases 566 to 1573 code for a protein of 335 amino acids. Gene Ontology annotation, biological process: regulation of transcription by RNA polymerase II. Gene Ontology annotation, molecular function: DNA-binding transcription factor activity, RNA polymerase II-specific; RNA polymerase II cis-regulatory region sequence-specific DNA binding. The record is from RefSeq and is a predicted model, not a curated record.